AUGACGCAAUCGCCGAACUUCCUGCUCGACGCCGCCCCGGCUCGGGAGCUGCCCCUGGCACUCGAUCGGGGGGGUUCUCCCCGGCGAGGCCCCCCCUGCCCGGGAUCGGCCGACGACCGGGCCACCGGCGAGGCCGCUCCGGGCGGGACAGCUCGCGAUCCGCCCCAAUGGUGGCCCGGGGGCGGCCUCAGCCACCAGCAGCUCCACUCCAUCUUGGACACCAUGUCCUCGGAUGUGGCGAGCAGCGACUGGAGCCUGCGUGCCUGCUGGCUGUUGAAGUCCCACGCGGCGGCCGGCAUGCGGCCCGACGGGGAGGAUGACCACGCGUCCCCCGGCCAGGCCGUCGACGAGGCCGACCCGGCUCACGCCCAGGACCCGGGCACCCUGGGGGACCUCCUGCCCCGGUAUUGGAGUGAGCGCUAUUUGGCUCGGCUGGUGGACCAGCAUCGCCGGGUGUUGGAGCGCAGCCAGCGCCUCCUAACCCAGGUCCUUUGGGCACAGCGCCCGGCCGCCGCCGGGCCCUGGGGCAGCCUGGCGGCCCCCCCGGCCUCGGGCCUGUACCUGGGGGGGGGCCCGGUCGACUGGCCGACCGGCCCGGGGUCCAGCCUGGCCGACGCGGCCUGCGGCCUGAAGCGCCGGCGGUCGUCCCUUUUAGCCCUCGGGACCCCGUCAUCCGGCAGCAGCCCGCCCCUGCCCGCGGCCGCCGCCGCGGCCGCCGCCGCCGCCGCCACCGCCGAAGGUGCGCCGGACUCGGGGCCGCACCUCGCGCAGUCGGCCCCCCUCGGGGCAGACCACCCGACCAGCCCGGUGGCCAAGCGCCCGAAGACCCUCCCCCCGGCCGUCACGCCGCCGCGACCACCACGCCCGGGCAGCCCCGAUGACCUGGCCGGCCGGAGCCCCGCCACGGCCGACGAUGCGCCGGAGCCGGCGGCUCAGGACCCCCUGGCCUGUGGCGGCGCGCGGCCGGCCGGGCCCGGGCCCGGGCGCAUGCGCCGGGGCGGGCGCUUCGGCCGCAACGUCGUCUUCGAGAUCGCCAACACCAACACCUUCGACAAGUAUUGCGACGAAAAGCGCAUGGAGGAGAUCCUCCGCCGGCGGUCCGGGCGAUCGGCCGAAGCGCGGAGCCCCGGGCCCGGCGGGCCGGCCAACGGCGGGCCCGGGCAGGGGUGCCCCUCGCGCGUGCCGCCCCCCCAUGCGGCCGCCUGGGCCACAAGCCGGGCCUCUCUCACGGCAGCAGCCCUGGCCGGCCCGGCCACGACCCUGCCAAGCUCGCUGCUCGGCGAGGGGCCCACCGUAGCCGAGGAAGGCUCCGACAUUCAGCCCCUCGGGCCGGGCGACGAGUUCCCGGCCUUUGACCCCGGCUCCGCCAGCAGUGCCAAGCACCACCCAGCUCGGGAGCCGCCCUCGGGCCCGGCCGGCCCGCCCAAGCAGCCGGCUGCCGGCGAGACGAUGGCCAGCCCCGAGGGCGGCCCCGGCGCGGCGGCCUCGCCCCUGGGAGCACUCGCCAUACGCGACGGCCCGCCAGCCCGGGAUGCCCCCUUCACCAGCAUCGGCGACUUGAUUUCCGGUUGUCUGGCGGCCGCGCCGCCCCCGGCCCCCGGCUCCCGACGCAUGUCGGCCCCCUGCCCCAGCACCAGCUCCAUCGCCGGGCCGCCGUCGGUGGCUGCCACGAUGGCGGCCGCCGCCGCGGCCUCGCCCGCCCGGCGCCGGCGUCGGUCUUCCGGACUCGUAGAGGGAGCAGCCGGCCCCGCGGCCGGAUUGGCAGGCCUGUCCGCCGGGCCCCUGGCCGCCUCGCCCGGCCAGCAUCAUGCCACCGGGGGGCUGUCUCUUGGCGGCACCCCCGCCGGCGGCAGCCCGGCAAGUGAGUUUUUCCUCUCGCGGCUGGCGGCCACCACCGCCGGCGCCGCGGCCGGGGGCAUGCCGAGCUCGCGCCGCGGCUCCGCCCCCGUCGGCUCCAUCGAUCUCGGCAUGGGCCCCGGCGCCAAGUUGGCGGACCUCCUCAUCGCCGGCGACCGCCAGCACUUGCAACCGGCCGCGAAGCACAUUCCCUCCCCAUCGAGCACGGCUCCCAUGCGGGCGGACCCGCGCGAAAUGCCCGCCGCCCCGGGCUCCGCCUCGCCGGGCGUGCAGGCGCCCCGCCCCGGGCCGACCGGCGGCGUGGCCCGGCCCUCGGUGGCCGGGUCGGGCGGCGUGGUGCUGGUCGCGCCGCAGUGGCACACCGGCAGCCCCGCCUCGCCAGCCGCACCGGCCUCGGGCCUGCCGGUGCCAACUCAGCAGCAGCCCCGGCUGCCGCACCUGCCGCAGCCGCCCGUGCCCGUGGCGCACGACACGACGGACACCGCCGGGGCAGCCGGGGCCGACCCGCGGACAGCCCUCCCGGGGAUGGGGGCCUCCCAGCGCCGGGCCCGGCCGGGUCCGGCACUGCCCCGCGAGGACACGCCUCCGGCAGGCCAGGGCCCGGUGAUGCAGGUGCACGGGAACCCCUUCUCACAGCAGCAGCAGCAGCAGCAGCAGCAGCAGCAGCAGCAAAUUCCUCAGGCCUCCCUGAGGGCCUCUAUUUUUUCCCCCCACCCGGGGCCUUCACAUUUUCCGCGAGGCUCGACGUUCCCGGCAGCCUCGACGACCUCGAUGGCGGACCCAACCACCGGUCCCUCGACCGCUGCACCAUACCUGCUUCACCUGCAGCAGUCUCUGCAACAGCAGCAUCAGCAGCAUCAGCAGCAGCAGCAGCAGCAGCAGCAGCAGCAGCAGCAGCAACAGCAGCAGCAGCAGCAGCAGCAGCAGCAGCGCCAGCCACACAUCCAGGCUGGUCCUUUUGACGAUUUUCCUCCCGCGGGAACGGCUCACCCCUUCGAGCGGCACUUCCACCCCGCCCCCACGGAGACAGGGGCCUCGGCGCAAUUGACCCUGACAGCGGCGGACCCACACCCGGCCGCGUCUUCCCAACCGGGGCCCCAUCGCGAAGCCGGCGGCUCGAUGGCGACCGGCAGCAACACCGGCAGCAGCACUGCGGCGCCGGCCAGCCAGCCGGGCUCCGCGCCUCCGAGACCGUCGACUGCGGCGGCGGCGGCCGCCGCGGCCGCCGCCCGGCGCCGGGCCAAUCUUCCCCGCUCCUCGGUCAAGGUGCUGAAGGACUGGCUUUUCGAGAACGCGGCCCGGCCGUACCCGACUGAGCGUGAUAAGCAGCAGCUGCUCGAUCGCACCGGGCUGACGCUGGAGCAGCUGAACAACUGGUUCAUCAAUGCUCGGCGGCGACUUCUCCGGCCCCUGGCCGCUGACGCCGGCGCUACCGCGACCGCGCCCGCGACCGGCAGCGGCGGGCUGAACUCCUCCUGGGGGCACACGGUCGGCGGAGACCCACUCCUGCUGGUUCCAUAA
This is a messenger RNA of Fonticula alba, 3378 nucleotides long. RefSeq lists its product as hypothetical. Gene Ontology annotation, biological process: regulation of DNA-templated transcription. The transcript is spliced from 3 exons. The record is from RefSeq and is a predicted model, not a curated record. Gene Ontology annotation, molecular function: DNA binding. Bases 1 to 3378 code for a protein of 1125 amino acids. Lineage: Eukaryota; Rotosphaerida; Fonticulaceae.